GACAUACCAUCACAGAAUUGAACAGUCUGUUAGUUGCUCAACGACAUGAAGGUCACGGUGACAGGCGCUGCAGGAUUUGUCGGAUCCCGCUUAGCUGAUGCUUUGCUGAGACCCGACUCUCCUUUGCCUGUGACAGAACUAGUAUUGGUGGACACGAUCCUCCCAGCACAACGUACAGAUUCACGAGUCCGUUUACUUGCUCUCGACUUGAGAGCGCCGACAGCUGCAAACCAACUUAUCACUGCUGAUUGCGAUGUAUUUUUCCACCUCGCUGCUAUCGUUAGUGGACAAUCCGAAGCUGAUUUCGAUCUUGGAUUGGCCGUGAACUUCGAUGCGACCAGGGCACUACUGGAAGCCGCCAGAAGAAAUGCACCUUCAUUGAGAUUUGUCUUCGCUAGUACAUCCGGCGUUUUUGGAGGCGAACUCCCAGAUGUAAUUAACGAUAGAACAGCGACUAUGCCCCAGACAUCCUACGGAACUGCCAAAGCAAUGUGUGAGUUGUUGAUAAACGACUAUUCAAGAAGGAAAUUUUUAGACGGCCGUUUUGUCAGAUUGCCUACUGUUAGUAUUCGUGCCGGUACUGCUAAUGCGGCUAUGACAUCUUAUGCGAGUGGUAUUUUGAGGGAACCAUUGAACGGAAAGGAGGCUGUAUGUCCAGUACGGAGAGAUCAGAAAAUUUGGAUUACCAGUCCUGCUAUUGUUGUGCGUAAUAUUAUUCAUGCUGCGACAAUUUCGGCCGAUGUUUUGGGAGACUGGCGUGGAAUAAAUUUGCCAGGUUUCGCCGUAUCUGUAGAUGAACAGUUAAGGGCUCUUAAGGAAGUAGCUGGUGAGAAAGCUGUGGCUCUGGUGCGCUUUGAAAGAGACGAGAGGAUCUGUCAUAUGGUUGAGUCAUUGCCGAUAAAGUUUGAUAAUUCCCGUGCUCUAAGCCUUGGCUUUGUAGUUGAUACCAAUUUUGCUGACGUCCUCAAAGCGUACAUACGUAACGAGUUGAACAAAUCUAAUUGAGUAUUUGUAAUCUAACUUUAUAUUUGUUGUUAAAUAAAUUCUUUUAUUUGUG
Molecule: messenger RNA, 1057 nt
Organism: Galleria mellonella (greater wax moth)
Lineage: Eukaryota; Metazoa; Arthropoda; Insecta; Lepidoptera; Pyralidae
Product: D-erythronate dehydrogenase-like
Exons: 1
Coding region: 46-1005 (319 amino acids)
Source: RefSeq, a predicted model, not a curated record